AAAAACGUAAAAUACGAGUACUUUCAGAGAUUCAAAAACAGGAACAAAUAAUGAGAAAUUGAAAAUAUAAUGUACUUUUUAUAGUGUUAAUGUCCUUCACCACGACAACUUUGUCCUUCAUGCCUUUUUCCAAUGUCCCCAAUGCUCCCACAAUCUUCAUCUCUUUUUUCAAUAGUUCUUAUAGGAGCUGCUUGGGAAAUAGCAACAAGUAACAAGAGGAUUGCGAGAAGCAAAUUUAAUUUCAUGAUGUUUAAGGAAGAAGGAAGUAAUUUAUGGUAUGGGAUUAAGGGAGAAGGAAGUAUUUUAUGAUAUGGGAUUAAGGAGAAGGAAGUGAUUUAUGGUAUGGGAUUAAAGAAGAAGGAAGUGUUUUAUGAUAUGGGAUUAAGGGAGAAGGAAGUGAUUUAUGGUAUGGGAUUAAAGGAGAAGGAAGUGUUUUAUGGUUUGGGAUUUUGAAAGUUGUUGUG
Messenger RNA from Rhizophagus irregularis DAOM 181602=DAOM 197198, 464 nucleotides. NCBI's taxonomy places the organism in Eukaryota, Fungi, Glomeromycota, Glomeromycetes, Glomerales, Glomeraceae. The record is from RefSeq and is a predicted model, not a curated record.